AUGAAUGCCCACGAACUCGUCCCUAAGGACGCCAUAUGUACUAAGAAAGGAGAAAUUCAAGAAGGAUCUGAAUGCGAAGAGGACAGUGCAUUAUACCACCACAAUUAUCGCAAGGAGCUGCUCGCACAAGCUGCAAAGGCAGUAGGCGCGACUUACGGUAACGUCCUUAGAAACUAUCCUUACGCACCUCUGACCCUGAAACACACAGAUUACCAGCCAUCAUGCGGAUCAGCACCUUUUGAUGUGACAGCUGUCCACGAAGAUCAACUGUCAUGGGGAAAAGAUAUCAAGUAUCGCCCAGUCGACCUACUUUCAUUUAACCCACCUCCUGCCGAGAACAUGUCGAAGAAGGCGAUCGGGAACCUGAAAUACGAUGGCAAGCUGCUACUAGACUUUCGCGGGCAACCUAUCAGAGAUUUUCCAAGCCUACCGCUGGUCAUCUCGAGCAUGGUUGAGGGAUGGCGAGCCGAAGCUUGGAUGCGAUCAGGUCAGAUGAGCGUGAUGGAUAUCGUCGCUCGGAUCCCGGUCAAAUGGACAACUGACCCUGCAGGGCAACAGACUCCAGAGCCCAUUUACAAUUCUGGGACUGUCCGAGAGCGUGCCAGAAGAUUUCGAAACGACGCUGGACUCAUUAGCUGGACGACUGGGGCCAAAGAUUCGAAGAUCGAGAAUUUCAUGGACGAACUUCGCUCGCCAGCAGAAAAAGCAAACAAUCAAACCAUAGGCCGCGACUUGACGGAUCUGGAGAAGGCAUCGAUGAGAUCGCUUAACAUUGGGACGCGGCCUGAGCGUGCACAAGUCCGUCAAGAUCCGGAAGCCAAACAGAAGUACCUAGAUAAGGUGCAGAAGAAAGCCGAUCUGACAUUCGACUUCGACUGUCGCGCAGAGCGCCCGGAGACACCCGAAGAUAUCCAAGAAGUCCAAAAUGCGCUCCAGCAGACCUACAGUGAUUUUGCGUUCUAUACCAACGUACCACUCGAGAUGCCAAAUACCCAAGCCACCUAUCUGGACCAGUGGAACUGUAUGCAAGUGCAACUCAAUAGGAUUUGGGCCAACGAUAGGACGAAGAAGACAGAGCCUCCGCAGCUCUUUGCACUGGGCAAGUGGACUGUGUCCUUCGAUAAUUGGGUGUCAGCUCCCCAGGCCUAUCUAACAUACGUGCGGAACUGA
This is a messenger RNA of Letharia lupina, 1170 nucleotides long. RefSeq lists its product as uncharacterized. The transcript is spliced from 2 exons. Bases 1 to 1170 code for a protein of 389 amino acids. NCBI's taxonomy places the organism in Eukaryota, Fungi, Ascomycota, Lecanoromycetes, Lecanorales, Parmeliaceae. The record is from RefSeq and is a predicted model, not a curated record.